Molecule: messenger RNA, 1090 nt
Organism: Carassius carassius (crucian carp)
Lineage: Eukaryota; Metazoa; Chordata; Actinopteri; Cypriniformes; Cyprinidae
Exons: 6
Coding region: 360-1079 (239 amino acids)
Source: RefSeq, a predicted model, not a curated record
AGGACAUUCUGCCAAAUAUGGCAGCUAUACUUUAUUGCAUCUUGACAGCAAUAAAAUUUUGUACAUUCAACUAAUACAGAGCAAUGAAGUUGGAGGCAAUGCACAAAUGGAGAAGGAAUGACUCAGAAGAGGUCUGGAUCAUCUAGAGUCCAACCAGUUACAAGUAGAUUACAUUGUGACUGAUCGCCACACCCAGGUGCAGAAAUAUCUGAGGGAGAGAGAGAUCAAACAGUACCAUGAUGUUUGGCACCUCGAGAAGGGGCUAUCUAAAAAAUUAGAACAAUUGUCAAGAAACAAAGACUUCCAAGUGCUGCGAAACUGGUUGGUGGGUAUAAAAAAAUCACAUCUACUGGUCAGCCAUGUCUUCCAGAGAAGGACCAGAGAAAGUUGCUAAGUGGAAGACUUUAUUUAAUCACAUUCAGAAUGUCCACAUUCAUGAAGAUCCAGUAUUCCCCAAGUGCGCUCAUGCAGACAGAGUGUCCAGAGACCCUAGUAAAUGGUUAAAACCAGGUACCAUGGUCCUGUAUAAAGUGGAGAAGCUGCUCAUGAACAAGAGAGUUCUCCGCGAUGUGGAAAAGCUGAGCCACCAACAUCAAACUUCAGCUCUUGAGGCAUUCCACAGUGACAUUCUGAGAUUCGCCCCCAAGAAUGUUGUUUUUCCUUUUAUUGGAAUGCUAUGCAGGCUGUAUCUUGCGGCAAUGCAUUUCAACGAGAAUGCUGAUCGUGAACAGGCAAUGAACUUGGAAGGCAAAGCUGUCUAUCAAAUAAUGUACCCAAAAUCUAAGAAGGGGCAACCAAUUGUGAAGUCAGUGAAGACAGAGCCUACUUUUGGAUACGUCAAAGAUCUGAUGAGACUGGUGUUUGUAGAGGUGUUUGAAGACCCUGCCUAUUAUGUUGAGGAACUACGAAAAGUACCCAUUCCAGAUUCCCUAUCAGAACAGUUUGACAGGCCGACAAAGGAGGAUCUCAUUGCUAGACAUGUGUCUAGGUUCAAUCCAGCGGUGGCCGGUAGCCAACAUAGUUCCCACCAGCAUCAGGAAACUCUUGCCGAAUCCGGAGGACAACACACGAUGGAAUGACCACGCUCACA